UUACUAAUUGCCAAAUUAAUCCCAUUUACGAAAAAAAAAAAUACAACUACAAUCGCGUAAUCCGCAGCGAAUUGAGGACCGACCGAAUGACGGAAUUACCCUCCACCGCAGCAAUAGCCAACCACUCUGCAACUUCGAUUCUUCCCUCCCUCUUCAUUUCCCCCCCAAUUUACCCUCUCUCUCUAUAUAUCUCUACUAAAACACUCUGCUAGAGAGAGAAACCAACAGAAAAAACACAGGGAAACCGAAAAUGACGGAAGGAGGGACCACCUUGGAGUUCACUCCGACAUGGGUCGUCGCCGUCGUCUGCACAUUCAUCGUCGUCAUAUCCCUCGCCGUCGAGCGGCUCCUCCACUACCUCGGCAAGUUGAUGAAGCGGAAAAACCAGAAGCCGCUGUUCGAAGCCCUGCAGAAGAUCAAAGAAGAACUGAUGCUUUUGGGGUUCAUUUCCCUGCUGCUGACGGUGUUCCAGAACAGAAUCAACUCCAUCUGCAUACCCAAGCACUUGGCCGAGGAAUGGCUGCCGUGCAAUAAAGAAGAUGAGUCGGAAUCGACUGCGGCGGCGGCGAAGCAUUUCGUGACUUCUUCGUUCUCUUUCUUCGCCGGCGGCGGCGGGGGGAGCCGUCGGCUUCUGGCGGAGGCCGCUGGGAACAGCUGCAAAGAGGGGAAGGUGCCCAUCCUAUCGACAACAGCAUUGCACCAUCUUCACAUAUUCAUCUUCGUGCUGGCUUGUGUCCAUGUUGCUUUCUCAGCUCUCACCAUUCUUUUUGGAAGCGCAAAGAUAAGACAGUGGAAGCAUUGGGAAGAUGCUGUCUCAAAGCAGGAUUUGGACCCUGAAAAUGCAAAAGGUGGUAGACUUAUCCAUGUCCAGGAUCAUGAUUUCAUCAAGAACCGGUUUCAAGGAAUGGGGAGGAACUCUUACCUUUUUGGCUUGGUGCAUUCAUUUUUCAAGCAGUUCUAUGGAUCUGUUAGCAAAUCCGAUUACAUCACAUUGCGGGCAGGUUUCAUCAUGACUCACUGCAGGGGAAAUCCAAAGUUCAAUUUCCACAAGUACAUGAUGCGAGCGCUCGAAGCUGACUUCAAGAAAGUCGUCGGUAUCAGUUGGUAUCUUUGGGUCUUUGUCGUUAUCUUCCUGUUACUGAAUGUGGCUGGAUGGCAUGCAUACUUCUGGAUCGCUUUUGUUCCCUUUGGUCUUCUACUGGCCGUCGGUACCAAGUUAGAGCACAUCAUAACCCAACUGGCCCAUGAAGUAGCUGAGAAACAUGUAGCUGUGACUGGAGAUUUAGUGGUUCAGCCUUCAGAUGAUCUCUUCUGGUUCCGCAAACCUAAGCUUGUUCUGUUCCUUAUCCAUAUCAUCCUUUUCCAGAACUCCUUUGAACUUGCAUUUGUCUUCUUCAUAUGGCUUCAAUACAAGUUCGAUUCCUGCAUAAUGGGGAAAGUCGGUUACAUCAUCCCCAGACUCAUUAUAGGGGCAUUUGUGCAGUUUGUCUGCAGCUAUAGCACUCUUCCUCUCUAUGCCCUGGUGACACAGAUGGGAAGUCAAUUCAACAAGGCGGUAUUCGACGAGCACGUUCAAGUGGGACUGGUCGGUUGGGCGAAGCAAGCCAAGAAGAACACCGUUCUAAGAAAGGCUGCUGCCAAUGGUGGGUCGUCUACUACCCAUCAUGCUGCUGCUGACAGAGAAGAUUCUUCUUCUCCUCCUCCCCCUGCUGCUCCUCUGGCCGCUGCCUUCCAAAUGGCGAAAAUGGCAAAGAAAGAGAACAACAAUGGAGAAGGACGGGAGAUUGUUGGUGAUUAUAAUGGAACUGGAACGGGAACUGCUGCAGCUUCUUCCCAUGGACCCCAUAAGAGCAGUUGAACCAUAAUGGGGGAAAAGCUGACUUUUUUGUAAAUUGAUGGUGAUAACAGUUGAGAAAAGUUAGAUAUAUACUUGAAGUUUUACUCUGCCAAACAUGGUCUUAUUUUGUCGAAGUACAUAAGCUCAGAGUGUAUUGUUAUUGCGAGCUUAUUGCACUGAAAUUACUUUCCUUUUUUACUAUUAAGUACACCUUAUGGCGAGAAGAUUGUUGUCUAGCUACUUGAAACAGAGCUAUUUUUUUUGUUGA
This is a messenger RNA of Linum tenue, 2105 nucleotides long. The record is from the annotation of a GenBank genome assembly. Lineage: Eukaryota; Viridiplantae; Streptophyta; Magnoliopsida; Malpighiales; Linaceae.